AUGGAGGUUAACUUCCUGGUAGCUGAUGGCAAGGUGCGUGAUUAUUGGAAAUUCAGUCCGGAAUCGCUCAGCACAAGCAUCGCCACAACAAAUAAGGAUGGCAGCAUCAUUAGUGGUAUUACACUCUGCAGUUCGAUAUCGCUGACCCCUACCCAGAACCCCACUGCAUGCAGCUGGUCUGUAUUCAAAAAGUCAACCCGCAACUACCACACGCUUGCCUCAAUUUUUGCAUCUACCGGCAGACUCAUUGAAUCAGGGUCAAUUCCCCUUCCAGGCCAUGACUACAAGUAUAUACAGGGUGUCGUAGUCCACGCGAGCGGGAUAGUUGCAUUUUCGGUCAUUCUUGCGUCUGCAGCAGUGCUGGGGCUGAUUCUAUUCCUGACGAAAAUCAUGAAUCUUUAUUCCUACCAUGCAAUGGACGUUGUUGCCAGUACAGCACUCGAGGAGAAGGUCAGUAUAUGCGAGCCCUCAACCCUGGAAUACCACCAUGACGGAAGCCACGAUUCGGGAUACAAUAUGGCUGUAAACGAGUUUGUUCUCAAGGGAAUACGUUCGAACAAGGACGAGUUGUCUUGUGAGCCGACGAUAAUUGUAUUUAUUACUCAGAAUUGUACCCACUCGAAAACACCAUGGUGUGCGCACCAGCGGGAGCCGUUCGAAAGCUCACAAAUGAAAAUGGCUUCCAAUGAGACCGAUCCAUUGUCAUGGGUGUGGGCAAGUGCUGAGCUGGCUAUAGAUCCGCUCUAUUCGCACAAAGAUGACCCACAAAUACGAUUCCUCUCCAAGAGCAUUUCCGGCAACAGCCAGUUUAUGCGUCUGCCACCUGUUGCUGGUAGUUCCCACCAAUCGCAUACUUUGUUGUGA
Linderina pennispora is the source of this 864-nucleotide messenger RNA. RefSeq lists its product as uncharacterized. The transcript is spliced from 2 exons. The record is from RefSeq and is a predicted model, not a curated record. Lineage: Eukaryota; Fungi; Kickxellomycota; Kickxellomycetes; Kickxellales; Kickxellaceae. The coding region runs from base 1 to 864 and encodes 287 amino acids.